AUGCCGCUCGUUUUUUGCCCAAACUGCGCAAAUGCACUUACUGUUUCCCGUGCGGACUCCGGUCUCAACCGUUUCGAGUGCCGAACUUGUCCUUAUGAACAAAUCAUUGACAGGAAAUACUACGACAAGACCCUGAUGAAACAAAAAGAAGUCGAAGCUGUCUUCGGAGGCGCCGACGAAUGGAAGAACGCCGACAGUGUAGCCAGUAAGAGAAGCCCUAUUCCUCGCGAAGGAUGGCGAUACAAUUACCGCACAUGA
Molecule: messenger RNA, 258 nt
Organism: Penicillium taxi
Lineage: Eukaryota; Fungi; Ascomycota; Eurotiomycetes; Eurotiales; Aspergillaceae
Product: DNA-directed RNA polymerase III core subunit RPC11
Exons: 2
Coding region: 1-258 (85 amino acids)
Biological process (GO): DNA-templated transcription
Source: RefSeq, a predicted model, not a curated record